AUGGUUUACCCUGGCCUCGCCGUGAUCGUCGAUCAGCGACUCUCGCCGCUGCAAAUCGAGGCCCUUUCUCCUCCGACGCCUCAAAACCAGAAAAUCUCAAGGGAUCUCCCUUCCUCCCGCGGCGCUGCAGCCUCAAAAUAGUCGAUUUUGGAGGAAAAGGUCUGAUCUUCAUCAUCUUCUUGUUAAUUGCAUAUGGAUGUGGAAGGUUCUAUUGAAUAUCAACAACAACAAUUGGAGUUGGAUGAUUUUGAUCAUACUCUAAGUCAAGUUAUGGACAAAAUGGUUUCAUCUAAACAGGAACUGGCAGCUAAACUAAGGAUGAUACUGUCGGUAAAACGGAAGAUUGAUGAUGUGCCCACGCAAGCAGAACUGAUUCAGUAUGAGCGGAGAUUAUCUGAACUUUAUUCCCAGAUUAGGGACAAGCAUAAGCAAACUUCUACAUUGUUUGACACUUACAACUCACUACUGGAAAUAAAGGAACUGAUGCUAAAAGAAACAUCAAUACUGAAUUCGAUAAAUUCACAGGUUUGUCCAAGACGUCGCUAUGAUCAAUUUCAAGAUGCCUUAACAAGCACCAUCGGUCGUACUAAACUUGUAGAUUCUUUGGAGACUAUAGUGAAGGGAGCUCGACAAAAGCUGGAAAAGGUAGAGCUUAGCCUGAUGGCUGAAAAGAAGAAUUCUGAAUCUCUUAGGGAGAAGUUAACAACCAAUUUAGCAGACCAACGAUAUUUUUCAUCUCUUUUGAAGGAACUCCAGGAAGAGUGUGCAAAAAACGAACGAAUCAGGCAAGCAGAGUAAAAUCACAGUUCAUGGAUUUUUCCUUGUGUUCAUCAGUCCUUGAGAGGCUUGAUGAUUUUGCAUAAUAUCAGUUGUGUUGAUCUGGUUCUGGCCAACCAAAUGGAUUUCAGAUUUCUCUGUCGUAAAAAUUUACAGAAUUUGGUGA
Zingiber officinale is the source of this 943-nucleotide messenger RNA. RefSeq names its product coiled-coil domain-containing protein 93-like. NCBI's taxonomy places the organism in Eukaryota, Viridiplantae, Streptophyta, Magnoliopsida, Zingiberales, Zingiberaceae. The coding region runs from base 193 to 798 and encodes 201 amino acids. The transcript is spliced from 8 exons. The record is from RefSeq and is a predicted model, not a curated record. Gene Ontology annotation, biological process: Golgi to plasma membrane transport.